AUGGAACAUCGAAUGCAAAUUGCAACAACGCUAGGUACGUUACUGCUGUUGGUCAGUAGAGCACUUGGCGAAAAUGUCACCUCCAUCGUACCGCCGACCGUGCAAAGUAUGACGGAUGCGGUCCAUACAACGGCAGGUCUAAUACAUACGACCCAGCAGCACCAGUACCAGCUGUACACAACCUCGACCGUUCAGCUCAACACUCUUCCCACGGAGCAAACGGGCUCCUACACAAUUGCUCAACCGAGUGCGACCGUUGGAGGAUACUACACCACACCAACUAGCGAUAUAAUACCUUCACAACCGUCGCCUGUUUCGCCGCUGUACAUAUCAAACACGUCUGUGUCCUUUGCUUCCUCGACAACCCAAACAUCGGUGCGUCAAGAUCUAAUCGACAGCCUGCCCGUGGACGUUACGCAGAUCGAGGAAAAACAGCUUGGACCUGGAGGACCUAACCAGGUUGAAAGUGUUGGCAUACAGCGGGCCCUCUGCUGGUUGAGGGAGAAACGGUCGCCCGACUAUAGCUGGGGCAACGAUACGCACAUGGUGAUUCUGGCCAAAGAGCUGUCCGGUGCUCGCGAUCCAUCGGAAAACGACAAUCCUAUACAGGCGGUAUCGGAUCUGGAGAAUUUGCUGUCCAUCAAGCAGAUGGACAUUGAGGUGUUGACGAUGCUUGAUCGGCAUCAUGCCACGGCCAAGCUACCUCAUACGGACCACGUUGCCAAGUACAUCUUGGCGAUGGGCGGGCUCUGUAAGGAUGCGCGCCAUUUCUACGGACACGAUUUGGUGGCCGCUCUGGAACAUCACGAGCACGAUCAGGGGCAGGAGUAUGAGUUCGCCCUGACCGCCCUUGCCAUAUGUAGUUCGGCAACACAUGUGCGAAAGCGCCAGAUACGUCGCCUGUUGGAUAUAGCUAGUGGUGAGGUUAACGAUGUCGAUACGAUCGCCAUGGUGUUGUUGGCAUUACGAUGCAUCGUAACCGAUCAUCGGCAUCGUCAUUUGCAGCACUUCGUCCGCCGUCCAGCUCGUGGAUUGGCUAGCUUGCAAGGGCCACAGGGAAGCUUUGGUUCACUUCGAAGCACGGCGCUGGCUAUGCAAGCACUGCAAGACUUGGAACCAGAUCCGGCCGGCAAAUGGAAUCGUACUGCCGCGUCCGAGUGGCUGUUGGCCAAGCAACGUACCGACGGAGGCUGGACGGAGGAACCGCUGCAAGAUGGACAGGAUCCUAGCAUCGGCAUUGGACUAACGGCCGAUAUUGUGCUUGCCCUCGGUUGGCGUGGGUUGGGUGCAGUUCGGGCGCUACAAUGUGAUCAUGUGAUGCGUGAAUCGAACGAACCAUCGGAAAAUGGAGAACCCAAACUAGCUGCACCGGUAGGUCUCGGCAUAUCGCCCGUAGAAGAAAUGGAACCAAGAAAUGUCUCAUACACCUACACCCUAUGGGUGGGUACGAACGAAACGGAAGAGUAUUUCCUCGAUUUGACUUCACCGAAAAAUACCACCUUUUUCCGUGCCAUGAAGCAAGCGGCAGAAAUCGAUCCUAGGUUUGCUUUUGAAGCACGCGAAUGGCCCAACGGACACUAUGUGCACACGCUGGCUGGAAUGAAGGAGGAACCAAAAAGCUAUCACUAUUGGCUGCUUUAUCGCUUACCCGAAAGGCCGGAUACGAAAAAUCCUCCUGGAAAUCAGUUAAUAGCUCCACUAGGAGUCGAUGAGCUGUUAGUGGAAGAUGGUGAACAUUAUCUUUAUUGGUACAAGAAGCUAUAAACGUUGUUUUCCUUCAUCAAACCAAUACGAGCAGGAUAGUAAGCAAUAAGUGACCAUAAGCAACUUUAAUGCCGGCGAUAAUAGCAGCAAUAAAACGAAAGGCUACAAAUGUAAAAAAAAGAGAAGUAACAGCAAUCUUGCAGUAUCUCUUACUGUAGAGGGGGCUAGAUGAUGGCAGGAAGCUUUACCCAAGAUUAAAUGUGCACAACGCUACGCAUUCUCAUCAUCAACAGUGUUUCAGGUUUAUCCAACACAAUGUACGUUUCAUUUGCCACAUCACACUAGGCAGCACUUGGAAGGUCGCGUAUACAUACGCCGGCCGUGCAAUUUAUAUGUUUAGUACCUACUGCUCCAAACAUUCCCAUCAUUGCUCAACAGUACGAAGCGUGGUUUGAUAUAUACUUUCAAACUCAAGUUGAUUGAAAUUUAAGUAGCAAACAAUCCAACACUAGAAAGUACAGCUAACUACAAAGAUAAACGCCAACGGGACGCAGAACCUGAUAAGCAACAGUUUUCUCUCGCAGGAUACAAGGCAAGGCACGGAUGCGGGAGAGUAAGAGAGAUGAGAUAAAAUAAAUUGUGGACCAUCCGUAAACGAGUAUAGAAAGAGGGAAACUAUGGUAGGUGCGGUAUGAAGUACCAUCUUGCAAUAGCUAGACGGUUAGAUCAAGAUGUAAGCGUAUACAAACAAUUAUACAAAAUAUACAUAAAUAUCUAUAUACAAAAAACCGUAAAUGAAUAUAUACACAUAUACAUAUACAGUCAUAAAAUAUACACAUACGUACAUUGCAAAUGCCGAACCACCAUAGAGAACAAGCGUAGGGCAAAGGAGGAACGUGUAUGGCAGAGAGCAUGACCACCGUGCUUUUAAGGGUUCCACCCCAUUCGUGGAAAGGUGAGCGCUUUUGCAUAUUUUUUUUUCUAAAUCAGCUAAUCAGCAUGUUUAGUGACGUGAGUUAUUGCCCAAAAUAGCACCAGCAAGUGAUGCACUCCAAAUUGACAAUAAUUAAAGCAUAAAUAAAAAUGGAAGUAAGGUAAACGACAAAGACGACACGAAUUGUACGGAGUAGACGCAAAGCAGGACACGUAAUUGGGAAAAGGAUUUAGCUUAAGAAACAGUGAUCAGGCAAAAGGGAACAACGAUGUGUUGCAAACCGAGUCGAAAGUCAACAGUGUAUUGUAGCUGCGUAAGGGGUGAUUAUCCAACUAGGGAACGUUUCACAGAAUGCACACACCAAAUUCGGCACAAAUAGUUGAGGACACAGGUUUGAAAAUAACAGUGGAUGCGUUCGAUAGCCAUUUAUCUUUCCAUGCUCUCAUUUGGAUCUGCUAGCAUGUAGUAAUCAAGAAAAUCUGUAGUGUUAACCAAUGUAACAGUAGUGGCAUGCUCUAAAGACAAUAUAAUUUACAUACCAAUGGGACGCUGCUCAACUAGUGUUUAUAACGAAACUGUUACGCAUGUUAGUACAUUUCCCCGAUGUUGCAACGGGUUAAUGCCAUGAACACACAACAUGAACCAUAAACAUAAAUAUGUUGUUGCGUUAGAAAUUAAAUGAUAUAUUUUGCCAUUUCUAUGUGCAAACUAAUUUGAAACGCUGCUUAUUUGGACUUAUCCUAGCGCAUAACACUUAUCCUGUUUACAUGUACAUUCAGUACACCGGUAAACGGAGAAACACAUAAAGCCACAAAAGCCAAACGUAGGGUCCAUAAUGAUACUAAAUAAUAAAAAGAAACAUCCCACAGCAGUUGGAACGAAGAAGUUUUACGAGACACCCUUGCUGUAAUUUCGCAAAGGAGCAGCAGGCAGGGGACUAAUCAAGCAUAGCAUAGCGACCAUGCAUAGAGAUCAUGGUAACAAAUAAGCAACGCCACAAAUGAUAAUGAAAAAAAUAUUAGUAUUGUACUGUACACGUAUUGCUCCGCAUUCCUUAAAACUUAUUUCAUCAACAAUGCUAACUAUAUUGCAGUUAAUGAACCCAUAACCAUACCAGGAGACAGUAUCACAGCCUCCAACAAACGUUGGCCACAUUAUUUGUAUUUAGAUUUUGGAUUUAAACCUUAAUUAAGUUCGACUACUACAGUCUCAAAAACCCCACCAAUAACAGUGUGAAAGUAUGUAAAUCGUCCAUCUAGAAAAGGUACUAGUAUCAUAAAGAAAAUAAAACAAAGAAUAUCGCCUGCCUAUUAAAUUUAUUUUGUUGCCUAAUUACAGCAUACAA
This is a messenger RNA of Anopheles moucheti, 3983 nucleotides long. RefSeq lists its product as uncharacterized. Bases 1 to 1764 code for a protein of 587 amino acids. NCBI's taxonomy places the organism in Eukaryota, Metazoa, Arthropoda, Insecta, Diptera, Culicidae. Gene Ontology annotation, biological process: cobalamin transport. The transcript is spliced from 6 exons. The record is from RefSeq and is a predicted model, not a curated record. Gene Ontology annotation, molecular function: cobalamin binding.